AUCCGGUUUUCUCUAUUCUUCUUCUCUGUUGUUGUUUGUGAAAUGCAGCUGCUGUUUGGAUUUGAAUUCGAAUAAAAAAUAAAAAAGUGAUUUUAUUAUGUUUAUUUGGUUGAAAAUUAUUAGUUUUUAUGAGAUGUAAAAUUUUGUGUGAGAUAUAAAUGAUGAUAAUAAAAGGUAAUGAGUGAUUCAGAUGAUACUGACAUUCUUCUCCUGAUACCACCCAAUUAUUAUUUGACCAACGCUGAGGAAGAAAUUUUGCUUGACGAUAUAAAAGUAUUACACCAGAGACAAUACACCAGUUUACAGGAAUUGAAUGCUCAGGAGCGUCAAUAUCAGCAGCGACUAACGAGAAGAGAUUUGACAAGAGAAUUCCAAGCCAUGGAUUUGGCUGGUUGCAAAAAUGAUGAUGCUUUAGCAAUGCCACCUCCUAUGGCGCCACCGCCGACAGCGGCAUAUCAAUUUUUACCACCCACCAGGAAAACUGAACUUAAUCAUAUCAAUGCUAGGCUACACAAUUUAGAACGAGAAGAUAUGGCCUAUGGCGAUAAUCCCUCGGAUAUAUCGAGUAUCUCAACAAAUACAGUAAGAACACAAUUCGGCCCUAGCAAAGCAAAUAGAGAACCGGUGGGUAUGGUUCAUUCUACGCCAAAAUACAUAAACUCUUCGUUCAAAGAACAGCAGCCACCAGCAAAAAAGUUAAAUAACCGCGACAGAGAGGAUGGAGUUCUACUGGAAAUUGAUAAUUUCCUGCUCAAUGAUGGUGGUGUACAGAACAAUGCCAACUAUUGGCAACAGCGUCACAGUGAAGAUUAUCGUUUGGAAUCGCAAUUACAAGAAAAUGGCUUUUCGGAUCUUAGAGAACAUCGACAAUCACAAGCAAAUUCAUUGCCCAACGCCAUGAAUUCAUUGCCUCUGGAGAAAACAAAUUGCUAUCAAAUGUCUAAGGCUGAUAAUAAUCUCAUUAGUUUAAGUGAAAUUUGGGGUAAAAGUGGCCAGGCUACUGCCAUAGCAACGUCCUCACAAUCAAAUCUUAAGGAAGAACAAUUGAGAAGGCAGCAUUUGGAGAAAACUAUCAGACAAUUACAGGCUCGUUUACUCGAAUAUCAGCAGAGACUGUCAGUUGCCAUCGAGGUGGACCGAACUAAGGAUAAUGCUUUAAAUAAUGCCCAAAUGGAAAAUAAAAGCCUUAAACAAGAAUUGCAACAGUUGCGCAAAAAUGUCCAAGAUUCUGAGCAACAACGUAAACAUUAUGACGAAAAACUGGAAUCGCUUCAAAAAGAAUUAGCACAAGCGGUUAGUUUAGCAAGCAAAUUUCAAGAUAAAAAUGAAAAGUUAGAGCUAGAGCUGUCAAAUUGUUCAAGGAAAACAAAUGAAUAUUGUAAUCAAUAUAAGCAAAAAAUGGAAGAUUUAGAAAUUAAAGCACAUGCAUGCAAAAGAUCGGAGGAAUUGGCCAUAAAUGAAUUGCACAAAUUACGUGACAAGUAUGCAAAGUCCGAACAUUUAUAUGAAAAGACGAAACUUCGCUGUGAGGAAUUGGAAAAAGAAAACACUACACUAAGACACCAAAAGGAUAUGCUACAGGAAUAUCAUCAAAAACAAAAAACUAGAGCUGAUAAUUUAGAUACGCAAAGAAAAUCAUUACAAGAAUCUUUAGCUCAUCUAACCGAAAAUGAGAGUACUUUAAGAAAAAAGUUGGAGUUGCAACAAAAAACCCUAAAAUCUCACUAUCAGCAACAGCUGGAAAAUGUAGUGGCUCAAAAGCUCAAAGAAUUCCAAGAACAAUUGGACAGAACAGAAGAAACACUCAAGUCAGAAGCACGAGAACGUGAACGUUUAAUAGCUGAACGAGCGGUCAAACAAUUGGAGUUAAUAAAUGAGAAAAAUGAAUUGGAAUUGAAUUUACUACAGGAAAAACACAACGAAGAAGUGGAAUUGUAUCGCAUACAAUUGGCCAAUGCUUCAAAGAAAAUCGAUGAUAUGGAAAUGAAACUUAAUAUUUACAAAUCGAAACGGGCAGAUAUAGCCGAAAAAUUACACAAUGUUAUGGAAACACAAUGGCAAAAGGCUUUAGAAAUUCUAACAUCGCCCCAUAAUAUGACACGCACGACAUACAAUGAAACAACUGAUCAGGAGUCUUCUUCGCAAGACAAUAAUGACACUCACAAUAAAGCCAUUUAUCAAGCACACAAAAAUCAACAGCAUCAUGAUUUUGAGACACCAAAAUCAAGUAAAAAAGAAAACAAUUUAAAUUUAUUGCACAAACAAGAAGCGUCACCAAAGGAUAAGUUACAAGCCUACAUUGAAUUGUUGCUUUCAAAAUCUCCCACAGACUUUGAUAAAUUAGAUGAAAUUCUAGCAUUAACCACAAAAGCUAAAGAAUGCAAAGAUAAAAUGGAAAAAUCAGCCAAAAGAUAUUGUCAUUCUAAACCACCCUGGAAAGCUUAAUAUUAAUAUUUAAUUUAAAAUUGUAUUUUUUACACUCUGACUAAAGUGCUCUUAAAGUUUCUCUAUGUUUUUUUUUUUGUAUUUAGAGUUUAAGAGUUAUUAAAUGUUAUUGUAUAGUGUUACUUACAUGUUUGUAUUUUUUAAAUUAUGCAAAGCCCUUUUUUUAGUCCAAAGUAUUUUUUUUUUAGUUUUUAUAUAUUUUUUGUUUAAAUUUUAAUAUCCAAUUUACAUUUUUUC
This is a messenger RNA of Lucilia sericata (common green bottle fly), 2682 nucleotides long. RefSeq names its product paramyosin (gene Cnb). The record is from RefSeq and is a predicted model, not a curated record. The coding region runs from base 178 to 2445 and encodes 755 amino acids. Gene Ontology annotation, cellular component: centriole; centrosome. The transcript is spliced from 6 exons. NCBI's taxonomy places the organism in Eukaryota, Metazoa, Arthropoda, Insecta, Diptera, Calliphoridae. Gene Ontology annotation, biological process: mitotic cytokinetic process; centrosome separation; regulation of cilium assembly.